Messenger RNA from Oncorhynchus mykiss (rainbow trout), 4619 nucleotides. The record is from RefSeq and is a predicted model, not a curated record. NCBI's taxonomy places the organism in Eukaryota, Metazoa, Chordata, Actinopteri, Salmoniformes, Salmonidae.
UUUUAACCUUUAAGGUCCCUCCUCAAAUACAGGUGGUUAUAAAGACCAGAUCCAUCCUAAGCACCUCUCUCAUAUCACCUGUGCAGGACCUUUUCACUACCCACAGGAUCACCAUGGGGACAACCAAGGAUAAACCGAUAUGGAGGCUGAUAUGCCUGGUACUACUGAUCAGAUCAACACAAACAGUGAGCCCCACCACAAGUGUAACAAUCAUCCCGACUAUGAUCACGACUAUACCCACACUUUCAGGAGUGAAUGUCUCACACAAUGACCAGGUCUGCAGCACAUGGGGUAACUAUCACUUCAAGACCUUCGACGGGUACUUUUUCCAGCUCCCCUCUACCUGCAACCAUGUUGUGACCUCACUGUGUAAGAGCAGCUAUGAGGCUUUCAACAUCCAGAUGAGGCGGCAGGUGGUGGACAACCAGCCCACCAUUAGCAAGAUCACCAUGAAGCUGGAUGGUGUAGUGGUGGAGCUAUCCAAGGGUGUUGUUGUGGUCAAUGGGCAGACGGUGACCCUGCCGGUCAGCUUGUCUGGAGUCAGCAUCAUGAAGACUACAUCCAAUGUGAAGGUCAUAGCCAAACUGGGGCUGGUUGCCGUCUGGAACAAGGAUGACUCCCUAAUGAUUGAAAUGAACGAUAAGUACAGAAACCAGACCUGCGGACUCUGUGGUGACUUUAAUGAAGUCCAAACAUACAACGAAUUCAUCAUCAAUGGUGGGAAACUCUCUAGCUCUGACUAUGGAAACCUCUGGAAAAUGGAUGGUCCUCUGGAAGUCUGUGAGGAGCCUACACUAACUUCUGAGGAGAGUUGUGGAGAUGAGGAAUUUUGUCAGCAGCUGUUCUCCAGUGCAGCUUUCAGUAGCUGCACUAAUUAUUUGGACAAGGACGCCUUUGUCGAGACCUGCCUGGCUGACCUGUGCCACUGUGAUAACAGCAUCAACUCCUUCUGCCUGUGCAACACUAUCUCAGAGUACUCCCGUCAGUGUGUUCAUGCAGGGGGGAAGCCCCAGCAAUGGAGGACUGAACAGUUCUGCUAUAAGACAUGCCCCGACAACAUGGAGUACCAGGAGUGUGGAAGCCCCUGUGUUGACACCUGCUCCAACCCAGAGGCCAGCCAGUUGUGUGAAGACCACUGUACAGGCGGCUGCUUCUGUCCUCUAGGUACUGUUUUUGAUGACGUCAACAACAGUGGCUGUAUUCCAGUGAGAGAAUGCCUUUGUGUCCACAAUAGACAAGUAUACAAAUCUGGAGAAUCUUACACCAGCAACUGUAAAGAAUGCACCUGUGCUGGUGGUCAGUGGGCCUGCACAGACAAGGACUGUCCUGGGACCUGCUCUGUGGAGGGAGGAUCCCACAUCAACACCUAUGAUGGGAAAGCCUACACCUUCCAUGGGGACUGCUCUUACAUUCUGACCAAGCAAUGCAAUGGAACUGAAUUCACCGUGCUGGGAGACAUUGUGAAGUGUGGGUUGACUGACACUGAGACAUGUAUGAGGGCUGUUACCCUUGCCCUCUCCAGCAGAUCCACUGUGAUCCGAGUCCAGUCAUGUGGAAGUGUUUUUGUAAAUCAGAUUCUUUCUCAGCUCCCACUCUAUACAGCUGAAGUGACCGUCUUCAAGCCCUCCUCAUUCUUCAUUGUUAUCCAGACAACUCUUGGAGUUCAACUUCAGAUCCAGCUUUCACCAGUUAUGCAGAUCUACAUAACUGCCAUCUCAUCCUACAAAGGAACAACCUGUGGCCUUUGCGGAAACUACAAUAAUGUUCAGGCAGAUGAUUUCAGAGUCAUCAGUGGAUUGGUGGAGGGCACAGCUGUAGCUUUUGCCAACACAUGGAAGACCAUGUCUAGCUGCCCUGAUGUCAAGACUAGCUUUGAAAACCCCUGCAGUUUGAGCAUUGAAAAUGAGAAAUAUGCCCAGCACUGGUGUUCCAUGUUAUCAGAUCCUAAAGGAGUGUUCUCGCCUUGCCAUUCUGAAAUAAGACCUGACACCUACAAAACCAAUUGCAUGUAUGACAGCUGUAACUGUGAGAAGAGUGAGGACUGCAUGUGUGCUGCCGUCUCCUCUUAUGUCCACGCUUGUGCUGCCGAGGGUAUCCAGCUCACUGGCUGGAGAGACACUAUCUGCAGUGAGUAGACAAUGCAUAAAUUUGCCACUUGCCCCAGUCAAACAGUUUAUACCUACAACAUGACCAGCUGUGGACGCACCUGCCGCUCCCUGAGCAUGACAGACCAAUCUUGCCAGGUGGAGUUUGUUCCAGUGGACGGAUGUGGCUGUGCAGAGGGCACCUACAUGGACGAGGCUGGCCAGUGUGUUGCCCCCACCAACUGUCCCUGCUAUGACAAGGGCUCGGUGGUCCCUGCAGGAGAGACUAUCAGCAGAGACGGUGCCACCUGCACUUGCAGACAAGGGACACUGAGUUGCACUGGGGGAGCAACAUUAUCCCCAGUAUGCACACUGCCAAUGGUUUUCUUCAACUGCUCAACUGUACCUCCAGGAGCGUCAGGUUCAGAGUGUCAAAAGAGCUGCAAAACUCUGGACAUGACCUGUAUUAGCACAGAGUGCACAUCAGGUUGUAUGUGCCCCAACGGACUGGUGUCUGAUAGAAACGGAGACUGCAUCAAGGAGGAACUUUGUCCUUGUGCUCACAAUGGAGCUACUUACCAAGCUGGAGAGACCCUUAAGGUUGACUGCAAUACAUGUACUUGCAAGGACAGACAAUGGCAGUGUACCACACAUCUCUGUGAUGGAGUUUGUGCAAUCUAUGGAGAGGGUCACUAUAUCACUUUUGAUGAGAAAAGGUUCAACUUUAAUGGAAACUGUGAAUACACUCUCAUUCAGGACUACUGUGGCAAUACUAAUGGCAGUGGCAGCUUCAGAGUCCUCACUGAGAACGUUCCUUGUGGAACUAAAGGCACCACCUGCUCCAAGACCAUCAAGCUCUUCCUGGGGACCAGUGAGCUCAUACUGGCAGAUGGGAACGCUCAAGUUGUCAGGAGUACUCCAGAAGAGCAGUUUCCUAAACAGAUCAGCCUUCUGGGGAAUUAUCUGGUCAUUGAAGUCAAAAGUGGUCUAAUCCUCAUGUGGGACAAGAAGACCAGUCUCUUUAUCAAGCUUAGCCCACAAUACCAGGGGCUGGUGUGCGGUCUGUGUGGAAACUAUGACGGCAACGCAAACAAUGACUUCACCACUAGAGCCCAAGCGACUGUUGUUGAUCCGGUGGAAUUUGGAAACAGCUGGAAAGUUUCAUCAAGCUGUCCAAGCGUAACCGCUGUAGUGCACCCAUGUGCCUCCAACCCGUACAGAGCGUCUUGGGCCCAGAAACAGUGCAGCAUCAUUAACAGUGAUGUCUUCACAGCCUGCCAGAACCAGGUGGACCCCUCUCCCUACUACGAUGCUUGUGUGAGAGACUCAUGUGCUUGUGACAGUGGUGGAGACUGCGAGUGCUUCUGUACCGCAGUGGCAGCUUAUGCUAAGGCCUGUAAUGAAGCUGGAGCAUGCGUAGCCUGGAGAACCCCUCGAAUUUGCCCACUGUUCUGUGAUUACUACAACCCUACUGGAGAAUGUGAGUGGCACUACAAGGCAUGUGGAGCUCAGUGUAUGAAGACCUGCAGAAACCCUUCCGGAGACUGUUCUAGUUUAAUUCCAGCAUUGGAAGGCUGCUAUCCUAACUGUCCCGCGGCACAACCUUACUUCAAUGAGGAGACAAUGAAGUGUGUGGAGAGGGAACAAUGUGGCUGUUAUGACUAUGAAGGAAACCAGUACACCAAUGGACAGAAUCUUCCGGCACAAAAUUGUGAAACAUGCACCUGCACAAUGACUGGAGUGAGCUGUAGUUAUGAUGUAAAUGAUUGUACAUGCUUGCAUAAUGGUAAACAACACCCAUAUGGAGAAACCCUCUACAAUACAACAGAUGGGAUUGGUAACUGCAUUGUUGCUGUUUGUGCCUCGAACGGAACCAUUACCAGGAACAUUUCCCCUUGUAAAGUGACCCCAACUCCAGUACCAACCACAACAUCCCCUCUGACCACAACAACUGUCCAUGCAACUACAACACAGACCUCUACAACAACACUAAAGCCCACAACUGUCUUCCACUUCUCAACACCUGAACCAACAUCUACUUGGUCAUCCACAACAAUGGAGACAACACCUGAAAUCACUAUUGGCACCAUAACUUCAUCAUUAAAUCCUUCAACUACAACAUCUGAAGCAAGUACAAUCACAAUUCCCAACCCGACAACUGUAACUACAACAACUACGGUACCCUCGACCACAGCUACAUCGACCACAGCUGAAACUUCAACUAUGGAAGAAACCACAACUAAGACCAUCAUAUCUACAAAGCCACCUAAAGUAGUCACCACUGGUACCAGAACAACGACAUCACAUGUCACCACCAAACCUUCAGUGACUUUGAUUGAGUCAAUUACAAAAACACUACCUUACUUUACAGGUACAUUGUGGCCUUUAACAUUAACAACACAGCCCUCAACAACAACAGAAUCAGUAAUCACAGGUGGAAUAUUGACAACAGAGCCUAACUCCCAGAUUACCAAUACAAACAUCUGGGAUAUUCACACACAACACAGCAUCAUCAUCUACAACUGUAAAUGUUGA